GGCUGUGCUUCGUUCUACGGCACACAAAACAAACAAACAUUUACUGCUGUGAGACUUUUGCAGCCGUAGUCACUGUAUCGAUUUGAGGGUUCACUGUCGCUUCAGUCUUUUCAGUCAUUGUGACACAGGCCGGCUGGUAAAUUGCGGCCCGUGACGCUCACCACCUCAGCUCACCCGGCCCCUCAGUGCGGGAGCAUACUCUACACGAACGUGUUGGGCGAACAAGCCGUACAGUAUUGCUCCUACCCGUCCUAUCGGUGACGACCCGUCCGUCUACUCCGUCGCGACCCUCACCUCCUUACCCCAAUCUUCCGUUCGACUACAUAAAUCAGGAUGUCGACCCCUCCAACACUUCCUCUACAUCGCUCACCGCACGUUCGGCGAAGUAAACCCCUUCCAGCGACUCCACCUCGCGGACCACGCUCAAGACCAGUGACGCAUUACGGAGGUCCAUUACCGCCGUCACCGAUGUCUCCUGAAAGUAGACGAUUGACAAUUGAUACCAAUACGAAUUCGGCGUUUCGGCAGAGUGCGAAGCAUAACAUGCCUGUUCCAGUUCAUCGCGAUUCGGGUGUGUGUACUUCACCCAUCGACGCACUCGACAUCAUCGAUGAAUAUGGAGACGACGAAUGCUUACGUGGGAGUGACGGGCUCUCUUACCCGUCCACUCCUGUCAUCGACCAAGGUUCACUGCACAAACGCGCUGUAUCGGAUUCGUCGAGUUUACAGAGUGGACCACCUCCUCCCAUCCCGCCAAAGUCGAUCAUGCAUGAACGUGAAGCCAUCACGCGAGAGAUCUUGACGAGUGAGGAGAGUUACUACAUAGAGUUGCGCGGAAUCCAUAUCGACAUCGUGAAGCCGAUGCAGGAGAAUGCACAUAAGACUGGGUUGUUGCGGGACGUGGAAAGGGGAUUCGCAUGCUUAGAGCAGAUGAUUCGGUUUCAUGCACAACUGUUAACGGUAGAUUUCAGCGCACUGUUUCGUGCGAUGAUAGCUAAUGUACCUUACAGGCAUUGAGAAGCACAUUUACCCCGAUACAGGAGCUGUGCGACCACCUACCCCGGUUAGCGGCACUGUACACACCCUACAUCCUCCUUCUUCCCACGUUGCAAUACUGCACUGCGAAUCUACAAACCUCAACCACGAGCAACCUGACGCCGUCUACUCGACUCUUAGCUCC
Molecule: messenger RNA, 1180 nt
Organism: Saitoella complicata NRRL Y-17804
Lineage: Eukaryota; Fungi; Ascomycota; Saitoellomycetes; Saitoellales; Saitoellaceae
Exons: 1
Coding region: 334-1017 (227 amino acids)
Molecular function (GO): guanyl-nucleotide exchange factor activity
Source: RefSeq, a predicted model, not a curated record